Molecule: messenger RNA, 1382 nt
Organism: Alternaria alternata
Lineage: Eukaryota; Fungi; Ascomycota; Dothideomycetes; Pleosporales; Pleosporaceae
Product: aldolase
Exons: 1
Coding region: 144-1229 (361 amino acids)
Molecular function (GO): 4-hydroxy-tetrahydrodipicolinate synthase activity
Source: RefSeq, a predicted model, not a curated record
ACACAUCGAUCAACCAUUGACGUAUUUGUUCCGUUCGUCGUUGCUGUGUUCCACUUAUUCUUUGUCAAAAGUAUCGCUUCUCUCUGCAAGCUUUUGUUAGUAUAAAAGUCUACUAGACCUCCGCAUUCGAUACUCUUCUUAUCAUGUCACCACACCACGACGCACCUUCUCCUGCAAACAGCUACAGUCAAGAUACCGACUUCCACCAUUCCGUUCAGUCCGUCUACACUAUGAGCCAAUAUAACAACUUUGACACCAGCUCAAUGGAGUCUACCGAUAUGGGUAUUCGACGAUCCUUGGUUCCUGGCAUCUAUGUUCCCACCGUAGCGUUCUUCGAACCAUCAUCGGAUAACGUUGAUGUCGAGACCACUGCCAGCCACGCCGUCCGCCUAGCGAAAGCUGGUGUUGCUGGAAUCACCACCCAAGGAUCCAACGGCGAGGCUGUCCACCUGUCACACAAGGAACGCGAUCUCAUCACCAACACCACCCGCAAGGCUCUUGAUGAUGCAGGCUUUGGUUACAUGCCUAUAAUCGUCGGAUGUGGUGCUCAGUCGACUCGGGAAGCCAUCGAACUCUGCGAAGAGGCAGCUUCGGCUGGCGGAGACUACGCUCUGGUACUUCCACCAGCGUACUACCAAGGCUUGUUCUCGAAGGAUACCAUCAAAGAGUUUUUCCAGGACGUAGCCACCGCUUCGCCCAUUCCAAUUCUCAUCUACAACUACCCCGGAGCAGUCUCUGGACUGGAUCUCAACUCCGAUGUUAUCAUCGAAUUGGCUCAGCACCCGAACAUCGUUGGCUGCAAGUUGACCUGUGGCAACACCGGGAAGCUCAACCGCAUCGCCGCAGCAACACGUGCUGCCACUGUCUCAGAUCCUGGAUCCGGCUUCAUGUGCAUGGGCGGGUCCGUUGACUUCACACUGCAAACACUGAUUGGAGGCGGAUCCGGUAUCAUUGGCGGCAUGGCCAACAUUGCGCCCAAGACGUGCGUCAAGCUUGUGGAGCUGUUCGAGGCUGGCAAGUUCGCGGAAGCCCGCAAACUCCAGGCCAUCGUUGCCCGAGGAGACUGGGCGGCUAUCCAAGGCGGCAUCAUUGGCACCAAAGCUGGGCUCAUGGCCCAUUUCGGAUAUGGAGGCUAUGCUCGUAAGCCUCUCCCUAGGCCCGGAAAAGACGAAGUUCGCAAGUGGCGAGAUGCCUUCGACGAGCUUGUCAAGACUGACAACUCUCUUUGAGUAACACAAGUUCCCCCGCUUCGACAAAAGGAUAUCAUGACUCCAUGGCGUGCAUGCUUUCCUUCCCAAACACCGUUUCGCAUUGCUCUCGGCGUUGAGCGCACUCUUGCAUAUUCUUAGUGGCGUUUUCCUGAUUAGGUUAUCGUUUUCUUG